Messenger RNA from Notolabrus celidotus (New Zealand spotty), 2144 nucleotides. RefSeq names its product tryptophanyl tRNA synthetase 2, mitochondrial (gene wars2). Bases 640 to 1737 code for a protein of 365 amino acids. Gene Ontology annotation, cellular component: mitochondrion; mitochondrial matrix. The transcript has 9 exons. Gene Ontology annotation, biological process: mitochondrial tryptophanyl-tRNA aminoacylation. Lineage: Eukaryota; Metazoa; Chordata; Actinopteri; Labriformes; Labridae. The record is from RefSeq and is a predicted model, not a curated record. Gene Ontology annotation, molecular function: tryptophan-tRNA ligase activity; ATP binding.
AACAAAUAGAAGUCGAAUAAUUAAAUUUCUUUGAACUGAUUUGAAACUUUUUACCGAAGAAGGAGUCAACAUAAUCAACCAGGUUAACAUUACCGUGUAGAAUCAUAAGCGGCGUCCAUCAACCAGCAGUUAAUGAGUUAACGGUUAUAUAACGGCUCGUGACCAUAGCUCGUGACAUUUAAACCGUCGACAGGAGUGCUGUUUGGAUUUACCGUUGAUGACGUCCAAGGACUUCAAAUGAGACCAGCUGUGAUGUUUUGAUGCUACUGGAAAUCUACAGAAGAAGAAGCCAUUAAAAGUGUCUCUCUAUCAUUCUGCAAGCUGUCCAUUCAUCCAUCCAUCCAUCCAUCCAUCCAUCUGUCCGUCCACUUGGGUGGUGGACGUCCCGCGGACUCCGAAUGCCUGCAGUGUCAGAGAGGAGAUCCCAUCUUUCAGCAUCAGGAUCCAGAGUCCAGAAAACACACACUCAUCUCUGGCCCCUCACUCAGCAGACCCCCACCCCAGCAUCCCAUCAUGCUUUGCCUGGCUGUAUUAUGACAGGUGUAGUGUAGGUUGCCACCAGUUGGACUUUCCAGCGACUCUCAGAGGGCCUCCUGCAGAGUCGCCUCGAGCCACCGUAGUGCGACGUCACAAACCAAGAUGGCGCUCCCCGUGCGGACAAACUUGAAGCAUCUGUUCAGAUUCAUUCAGAAGUUUCACUCUCCCAAAAGAUCCCUCUGCGUGGAAACAUGUUCGGAACAGAAGGUGCCCUCAGGAGGUGGACGAGUGUUUUCAGGGAUACAACCGACCGGGGUUCCCCACCUGGGUAAUUACCUGGGUGCUCUGGAGAACUGGGUGGCCCUGCAGAACCAGUAUCCGUCAGUCAUGUACAGCAUCGUGGAUCUGCACUCCAUAACCCAGCCUCAGGACCCGGCCCAACUCAGGAGCAACAUACUGGACAUGGCAGCCAGCCUGCUGGCCUGCGGCAUCGACCCGGACAGGGCGAUUCUCUUCCAGCAGUCUCAGGUAUCGGAGCACGCUGAGCUCUCCUGGAUCCUCGGCUGUCUGACCAGCAUGCCUCGCCUCAGACACCUGCCUCAGUGGAAGAUGAAAAGCAAACAGAAGAAUGAAGGCAGCGUCGGCCUCUACACUUACCCCGUCCUGCAGGCCGCAGAUAUCCUCCUCUACCAGUCCACUCACGUCCCCGUCGGAGAGGAUCAGGUCCAGCAUUUAGAGCUGGCUCAGGAUCUCGCUCGCAUCUUCAACAACCGCUACGGAGAGAUGUUCCCUGAACCCGCCGCCCUGCUCAGCUCAACACGUAAAGUCAAAUCUCUGCGUGACCCCUCCGCCAAAAUGUCCAAAUCUGACCCCCAAAACAUGGCGACCAUCACCAUCACAGACUCUCCGGACGACAUCGCCCUCAAGAUCCGCCGAGCCAUCACAGACUUCACCUCUGAGGUCUCGUACGACCCGGAGUCACGUCCGGGGGUGUCCAACCUGGUGACGAUCCACGCGGCCAUGGCGAUGAUCAGCACAGAGGAGGCGGUGCUGCAGGCCCAGGGGCUGGACACGGCAGGAUAUAAGACUCUGGUUACUGACGCAGUGAUCCAGAGGUUGACGCCCAUCAGGGAGGAGAUCGAGAGGCUGAGGGGGGACCGGGCUCACCUGGAGGGAGUGCUGGAUCAGGGGACGCGUAGAGCGAAAGAGCUGGCUGCUCCGGUUCUCAGAGAGGUCCGGCAGAGGGUGGGAUUCUGCUGAGAGGGAACCAGGGUCUCUGCCUCUUGAAUUUUACUCCUUAACUGUUUACCUUUUUAAUGUACGAUGACAACAAGACAUGCAGAAAGCAACGUGGAAGACUUUCUGCUGAGUCAUCUUUGAGUCAGACUCAAAACUGAAUCACUGACGACCUUUUGUUUCUCCUUCCCUCUUGAACUGAGGAGGAUGUAUCAUGUCUAAACAUUGUCUUAUGAUACGUUGCUUUUUAUUUAUCAGCCUUUAAAUGUUGAAUGUACGUGUUUCCCUGAAUACUAAACGAUCCAUCAUUAUGGUUUCUCUCUAACAUUUAGUCUUCUUGUCCUCAGUGGAUACAGCCGUCUUUGAGGUAGCUGCCUUGCUCACAAAAUGAUGACAACUUCUGAAAAAACACAAGAAAUAUGUUGCAUUCA